Phytophthora nicotianae INRA-310 is the source of this 5368-nucleotide messenger RNA. RefSeq lists its product as hypothetical. The record is from RefSeq and is a predicted model, not a curated record. Lineage: Eukaryota; Oomycota; Peronosporomycetes; Peronosporales; Peronosporaceae. The coding region runs from base 130 to 5169 and encodes 1679 amino acids. The transcript has a single exon.
AUCUUUUUCCACAGGACUCACGGCACUGCGACACAGUUUCACACAUAUCUCCAGAGCGGACAGCCGAGCCAGGUGCCGGGGGCGGAACGAGACGACACAAGUCGAAUUGCACGACCACACACGUGAGCGAUGGAGCAGCAGCAGAUCGCGCAGUCGGCGGUGUCUUUGGCUGUAGACGUGAAGGCGGAGGAGACCCAGGCCGAGCCAGAGCCGCAGCUUGACGCAGCUGUGGGGAGCCCCACGGACGACGCGAAUAAGAGCAAGAAGAAGAAGAAAAAGAAGAAGAAGAACAGGCGAAAAAGCUUGGAGAAGGUGGAGGUGGAGGAGCUCAAGGCAGACAAGUCGGAGCCCGAAGAGGAAGAAAUGACGAACCAGGAAGAGGCUGCUAUUGAGGAGAGUGCUGUAGUGGAAGUGGCUUCAGUGGCCUCGGAGACUACUGUGACUAACCAAACAACAGUGGAGAGUACUGUCACUAUGGAGACCACAAUGGAGAGUACCGUGACGGAGGCGAGCGCCGAAAUGGAGGAGGCUUCUAAUGAGAAGGAAACUGUACAGACGGAGCACAAUGAGGACUCAAACCAGAAGAAGGAGAGUGCCAUGACGGAUACUGUAGCUGAGGAGACUCUAGUGGAGAAUACCGUCACCGAGGAGACUACAGUGGAGAGUACCGUGGCGACAGAUAGAAUCGAGACUGAGCAGGCUUCUAUUGAGAAGGAAACUGUGGAAAUUGAGCACCAUGCGGACUCGGAUCAGAAGCAGGAGACUACAGCUAGUGACGACGAGUUGGCUCCUCCGAAUCUUGAGCGGACGUCGUCCUUGGAUACACUCAAGGCGACGGGAACGAAAGCUGUUGGCUCACUGUUCUCAAGGUUCAAAGUGGGUCGUAAGAAGCCGCUUCCAAGUCGCACCGACUCGGCCGCUCAGUUGGAGUUGGCAGUUCCGUCUCCAGUGAAGACGGCGGUCAAGAAGCUGGAAAUUCCCGAGGAGAAGAACCUGGACGACCUGCCCAUGCGUACAAAGAGGGAUUUCUUCGGAGAGGGUGAGCAGAGUAUCCACGUGAGUGCUGAGAAGGAGAAAUACGAUACACUGGAGAAGCAGAGGAAGACGGAGAAAGAAGCGGAAGAGGCUGCAAUCGCAGCCCGACGCACUCCACCGUCAAGUUCGGGGUCAAAUUCAGAGGUUCAAGCUCAACUCGAAGCGGCCAAGGAACAGAUUCAAGCUACUAGCUCGAUGGUAGAGGAAACUACAGUGACUGCAGAGACAGAGAGUACUGUGGUUAUCGACAACACUGCGGAGGGAGUGACGGACGAAGUGGCCACUUCAACGAGUGAAGGUACAGUUGAAGAAGAGGUUAAAUCUGACGAUGUCCUCAUUCCUGCAUCAAUGGACAAAGACGAAUCUACUUUUGGAGAGGAAGCACCAGUCACGCUGGAAACUACUGAUACUAUUGAGCAGGAGGCCACUACAGAGGUGGAACAUGGUAUCAUGGCUUCAGUAACUGAGACCGCUGUGAACACCACGACGGAAGUAAUGCAAUACAGCACCGAUGACAUGUCGAAGUCUACAUCACAGAAGCUUGAGCUUGACCUCGAACCGCGUACUGCAGCUCAGAGCGACGUAGUUUCGACAGAAAAUACUGAAGUAUUGUCCGUGAAGAUUACGCCGCCAACAUCCGAGCUUCCUGCGGAUACUACGCCACCAGCAGAGCCUGAGAAAAUGUCGCCUGUCAAGAGUCUUGCCAGUCGCUUUGAAGGCAAACGUGAGCAAUCUUUAGACAGUCUGAAGUUCCGCACUGUACGCGAGUUUUUCCCUACGGAGCGCAGCAUCCGCGUCGGUGCAGAGAAGCAGAAGUACGAAGCACAAGCGCAGCAGCAGCAACUGAAGGCGAAGGCAGAAGAAGAAGCCAAAUCCAAGUACAAAGCCAGUGUCAAGUCUCCCGUCAAGGAAGCUGCGGCAUCCGAACUUAAGACGUCAGAGUCUGUAGCACCAGCUACUGCUACUGAGACCGAUGGAUUCACUACUCCCGAUGGAGCUUCCAGUAGGAAAAAGAUGAGCUUUGAUGAAGGCUAUUCGUCUGCCAACUCCCCCAGCAAGUUCAGUGACGAGGCUCUAACUCCAGUCAAGAGCAUUGCCAGUCGCUUUGAAGGCAAACGCGAGCAAUCGCUCGACAGUCUAAAAUUCCGCACAGUUCGCGAGUUCUUCCCCGAGGAGCGCAGUGUCCGCGUCGGCUCGGAGAAGCAGAAGUUCGAAGCCCAAGCGCAGCAGGAUAACUCUCUCGAUAAGCUCAAGUUCCGUACUGUCCGCGAGUUUUUUCCCGAGGAAGGCAAGCGGAGUGUUCACGUGGGCGCUGAAAAGGCAAAGUUUGAGGCGAUUACAAAGCAACAGGAGGAAGCGAAGGCCGCAGAGUUGAAGUUGAAGCACGCUGCACCUCAGAAGAGUGACAGUACGGAGGUUUCGAGUGUUGAAGCAACGAUCGAUACGUCUUCGGAUCUUGGCAAGGCUCAAGAUGAGGUGGUAACAAGUGCUGCUGCUACAUCAGAAUUGAAAGAUGAGGAUGCCAGCGCGGUCGAAAAUACUGUUGCAGUUGAAGCUGACGAGAGUUUAACGACGACUAUUGUGGAAGAAACUUCGGCGGAGGAAGAGAUUGGUAAUGCCUCGCCUUCUGUAGAUGCUGACGCUGCUGUUAUCAAGAACGAGGAUACAUCUGCUCAGUCUACUGAGAGCCAAGUGGACGAUGCCAAGAGUACUGACCUGGUUUCUCCAGUAACCAGCGAAGAGAUCCCUAUGAGCGAGGUGAUCGAGGGUCAGCAGCCAGUCAAGGAUACUGAAGUGUCUGUCGCGGUUGGUAGUGAUUAUAUCGCUGCGAGUGAUGAGGUUGAGAUGGAGCAGCCUGAUGAACCCCAGAUGUCUAUUGUGGAAGCUGAAGUGACGAAGGAGGAAGAUGUUGUGGAUAUUGAAGAUACUACAAACCAAGACGAACCUGCAGAUGCUGAUAUUCCUGAAGAACCUGUUUCCAACGGCCAGAUCAGCGCAGAUAUCAAGCAGACUGAGACCCAAGAAUCAGCCAACGACGUGGUUAUCGAUGAUCUAGCAGAGUCAAGCGUCGAAGCAUCCAGUGCACUUGUCAACGAGGUCACUGUGGAGCCUGAAAAGCCCCAAGAACCGGUCGGGACUGUGGCAGAAGACACGACUACUGAGCUGGUUGAGUUGGAUCUGGGCGAGCAGGUCCAAGACGAUCAUACCAUUGAUUCGUCGGCCACUGCUACAAUCGAAAGCGCUACUACCAUCACCGAAGCCGAUGUUUUGGACGUUCAGCAACCCACUGAAGCACAAGAAGCAGCGCCAGAAAAUCAGCCGGAGGUAGAGAAAAGCGCUUCAAGUGGUGACAAUGGACUGGUUGAGUUGGAUCUCGGAGAACCAGUGGUUGAACCUCCGAGCGUACACUCGAACCAAGGACCCAAUUCGAGACGUGCUAUGCUCACUACGGAGCGAUCGUUUGUGAUGGAGAAGGAUGACACCAUCGAGAUGGAGGACACGGUAGUUGUUGGCGAACGCCCCAUGACAGACGGAGAGGACGAGUUUGAGCCUCUAUCACCGACAAAAAGACGCCCAGCGCACGAGUUGUAUGCUGGAAUAUCAUCAAAGAAGGAGCUGAAGAAGAAGAACUCGACCCCGAAGUUGACUCGCAAGGUUUCUGUUGGUUCAGUGGGCUCUGCCAAGUCUUCCUCGUCUAAAACUACAGUUCCCGUGCCGAUGAAGCGUGCAUCAAUCACUGCUCCAACUGCGUCGUACAAGGCCAAGAAGGCAGCAGAAACAGAGGAGCACAAGGCAUCGCAGUUGAAGAAACAGGGCUCAGCAUCUAAACUCAAAGCAUCGUCUCCUACCGUGCCGAUCCCAAUGAAGCGAGCGUCUAUCACAGCCCCCACUGCGUCGUACAAGGCGAGAAAAGCUGCAGAAGAAGAAGCGCAUCGACCAUCUCCUCAGCCAAAGAAGUCGAAGAAGAAGGGCGAGGUGAGUGAGACCGGAUUCAUUAAACCUCCGCCAGCAGCUCCUACUGUUCCUGUCCCCAUGAGGAGAGCGUCUAUCACCGCACCGACUGCUUCAUGGCAAGCCAGGAACGUCUCUGAUCAGUCUACUACCGACACUGCUCCAAAGAUCCACGCAAAGCCUUCGCCUACUGUUCCUGUAGCUCCAAGGCGUGCAUCGAUCAUGGCACCAACCGCCUCAUUCAAGGCUAAGAAGACAACAGAGGAAGUCGAAGCCGCAGCUCCAGCUCGGAAUAAACGGUACUCGAACGUCAAGAGUAAGGUCCUUGAAGGUAUCCAGACUGGAACGACCCACACUGUGACCCACAAAAAGAUCACGAAGGAGGAGUUUAUCGCUGCUGAACGUCGCAAAAGUCUGGGAUCUGCUGGUGUACGCAGCGUAUUGGACGCUGUGGAUCGCCGAGCGUCACUCACUGCUCGAGCGACAAUCGAUGGCCCCCCUGAGCCUUUUAUCCGCUCAGCUGUCUCACGUAAGAAACUGAACUCUACUAUGCCUCGGUACUUGAACUACGAGAAUGCACCGGGAUACGCUGAGCGUGCUCGAAAGCAGUACGAGCGUCGUAAACGACUGGAAGAGGAGAAUGCUGCCAAGUCCGAGAAGCGUCAACGAGAGUUGCGAACUUUUUUCAACGAGCGCCAACAGAAGUCGAUGAUGUCGAGUGCAGAGGAAGUUCGUCGUGGCUUGGAGGCUCACGAGUUCACGCAGUUGGUGAAGGAGAGCGAACUGGAAGCGCAAAAGGCUUUGAGGAGAGACAAGCAGCGCAUGCGCUCUACCCGCAGCCACAACCGAGCUCCGUCGACUACUUCUGCCACAUCGUCGAGUGGUGUAGCGUCUCGUACAUCGAAGAAAUCGACCGUGUCAUCUGCGUCUGUAGAAGAGAAGGUUGUGGCGGUUCCUGAGCUGGAAUCGGUUGUAAUUGAGGCUGAGGAAGUGGAGACAACGGAGACCAUCGAAGUGACAAAGGAGAUUGUUACAGAGCAGGAAAGCGUCGUUGAGACGGUGCAAGUUCAAGAGCAGACCAUUGCAGUUGUGGACGAAGACCCGGAGUUGAACCACGUGGCCAAGAAGAUCGACUUUGAUGAAGCGAGCAGCGACAGUGAGAGGGAUGUGGCGAACGAGUAGGCUAGCAGAGAAACGGUAGGACUGUUUGCCCUGGGUUUGAUGUGUAGUGAUGCGUGAUGCGUAAUGUUAGUCAGCUAAGCUCUUUCUUAAUCUACACAAAAACCUAAACUCCUACAUGCACUUCAAUAGUGUGGUAGAAUUUUACAACAGUAGCAUGAAAAGUUUAAGAGAACUCUUUCAUUCUUGAAUUUGCAAUCAG